AAAGUCUACAAUUUAUAGUCAAUCUAUGUAGGCCAUAAAGUCUACAAUUUAUAGUCAAUCUAUGUAGGCCAUUAAAAAUCUGGUUUUCACAUUCCAUGGUCCAAGAAUCAGCAGUGCUCAUGUCAGGGUCCUUGUCAAGUCAACAUGUGACAAUGUGGUCAAGGUCAAGGUCCAGUCAAUGUAUAACAAUGUGGUCAAGGUCCAGUCAACCUGUGACAAUGUGGUCAAGAUCAAGGUCCAGUCAACUUGUGACAAUGUGGUCAAGGUCCAGUCAACUAGUGACAAUGUGGUCAAGAUCAAGGUCCAGCCAACUUGUGACAAUGUUUUUGACCCUGACUUUAGUCCUGUCUUGUUUUGUUGGUCAGGGAACAACCUUUUCACUAAGUGAGCUCAGUCAGCUAGCAGACAGUGCUGAGUCACUCAGUUACAAACUUCAAACAUGUGCCAAUCAGCUUGCUACUUGGACAAAAUUUAACAAAAUGAAACUUCACCCCGAUAAAACCAAGUCAAUGUUUAUUACAACUCAUCAGAAACGCCUUCGUCUUCCAUCCACCGCAUUACGCAUUACUAUAGACAAUACAAACAUUGAACAGGUUAACAGUUACAAAUGCCUAGGAUUGGUUAUAGAUCACAACCUCACUUGGUCCGAUCAUAUUCAUUUUCUAAGAAUGUCCUUAUUAAAGACAAAUUUUCAAUUAGCAAGGAUAAAGAACUUUCUCGACUAUAGGAGCAGGCUAGUUUUUUUAUGAAGCUUUUAUUCAAUCUAGGUUGGAUUAUGCUUCUGUAGUGUGGAGCGGCAGCUUUAUAACUAAGCAGAGUCCUCUUCUAUCUUUACAAAAAAAGGCUAUAAAACUGGUUACUGGCUUGUCUAGUAGUCUGGAUUCUUUUAUUACAACUAAAAUACUUCCAUUAAAUAAAAAGAUAAUAUAUACUAAAUCAAUUUUUUUUUAUAUAAAAUAUUCCACGAAACAGCCCCCUCUAACCUCUUACUUAUCAGACCAAUUUUCUUUUAACAUAAAAUUAAAUCGUCGUCUUCAUUUACCAUUCCCAUAUACAACUUUUU
This is a messenger RNA of Physella acuta, 1063 nucleotides long. RefSeq lists its product as uncharacterized. Lineage: Eukaryota; Metazoa; Mollusca; Gastropoda; Physidae. The record is from RefSeq and is a predicted model, not a curated record.